Molecule: messenger RNA, 8564 nt
Organism: Culex quinquefasciatus (southern house mosquito)
Lineage: Eukaryota; Metazoa; Arthropoda; Insecta; Diptera; Culicidae
Gene: Alh
Product: protein AF-10
Biological process (GO): regulation of transcription by RNA polymerase II
Cellular component (GO): nucleus
Molecular function (GO): histone binding; nucleosome binding
Source: RefSeq, a predicted model, not a curated record
CCCUGGCCGGUGUCAGGCGGAGAAAUAAAAUGGAGAAUUUCGUGUGAAAACAACAUUAAUCUCGCGUACGGGUUGUCAAAAGUUUGUGUACUUUCGCGACGCAAAACCGACCGAAAAGUGGUGCAAAGUGCUGCCGGAACCGGCCCAAACACGGUGGACAUUACGCCGGGUGGAACCUGCCGCGCGGGAGUGGCUUUCGGGGCCGCCAAAAGGGGCUUUUUCUUCGGAUUUUUCGGGACAGCAAGCCCAUCACAUCACCACAUCCAGCAAAGGCAGAGCAGGCCAGGCUGAGACUGUACGCAAGGCAAGCUUGGAUUUCGAGUGUGGAAGAAAGGGCGCGCGCGGUUUCUUGCGCCUUACGGCCGCGGACAAUCGGGAACCGGAAACCGAGUUGAAACCGGGACGGUACGCAGAAAAGUCCUUUUGGGAGAAAGUGUAAAAGUGGUUUCAUAAUUUUAGUAAGUCAAAGUGAUUAAAAAUGGCUAAUAAACAUUUAUUUCGGUGAAAGUGCGUGCAAUAAAGUGAAACCGAUAGACUUUGAAUAGUGUUCGAGACUCUUUUUCUUUCCGUACUUGAAUUAAACCCCAAAUUUUAAAGCGCAACGGAACCUGCAAAUCGGUGGAUGGAUAGCGCUUUUCCCUAGACCACGGGCCAGAAUGAAGGAGAUGGUCGGUGGUUGCUGUGUUUGCUCCGAUGAUCGGGGUUGGUCAGAGAACCCUCUGGUCUACUGCGACGGCCAAAGCUGUGCGGUGGCCGUACACCAGGCAUGUUACGGAAUCGUAACGGUCCCGAGCGGACCCUGGUACUGUCGAAAGUGUGAAAGUCAGGAGAGGUCGGCGCGCGUCCGGUGCGAGCUGUGCCCCUCGCGGGAUGGUGCCCUCAAGCGGACGGACAACCAGGGCUGGGCGCACGUCGUCUGCGCGCUGUACAUCCCGGAAGUGCGCUUCGGGAACGUGACGACGAUGGAGCCGAUCAUCCUGCAGCUGAUUCCGCAAGAGCGGUACAAUAAAACAUGUUACAUCUGUCAGGAGAUGGGCAAGGGUUCGCGUUCGACGGCGGGCGCCUGCAUGCAGUGUAACAAGUCCGGCUGCAAGCAACAGUUUCACGUGACGUGCGCCCAACAGUUGGGUCUGCUUUGCGAGGAAGCCGGCAAUUAUUUGGACAACGUCAAGUACUGCGGCUAUUGCCAGCAUCAUUAUAGUAAAUUGAAAAAGGGUGGCAACGUCAAGACGAUUCCACCGUACAAACCGAUUAGCCACGAAACAAAUUCCAGCGACGGACCGUCGUCGCCCGAGAAGGAACUGGAACCGGCAUCAUCCGGGCAGCAGCAGCAUUCCAGCGGGAGUGCCAUGGGCGGCAACAGCAACAGUGGAAGUGGCAACAUGAAGUCCAACAGCCGAAUGCCCGGCGGAGAGCUGGGCGGAUCGUCAUCGGCGGCGGCCUCCUCGUCCUCUUCCUCCUCGAAGCAACGCAAGUCCUCGAGCGCCUCGAAGAGCUCCGCUGGUUCCUCGUCUACUUCGGGACCCACUUCGGGCGGAAUGGUCACCGGAGGAAGCAACUCCCUCGGAGCGAACAGCCAAUCGACGUCCUCGGCGUCCUCCGGCAUGACCGGAAUGAUCUCCGGAAGUGCUGGCAGCAGUACGAUGCCAGGAAGCAACAACAAAACCAGUGCGUCCUCGUCCAGCGGUAGCACCAAAGACAAGGACAAAUAUAGCAAAAAUGUAAAUAAAGUCUCCGGUACAAACAAGGGCCACGACAAGGAACCAUCAUCGUCCUCGUCGUCCUCCUCCUCAUCUUCACAGCGGGACAAGAGCUCCAAAUCGUCAAAGUCCAGCGGCGGAACCAACAGCAACAGUAAUCCGAGUGGCCUCGGUUCGUCCGCAAGCAACGUCAACAGCGUCAGCUCAAGUUUAGGAAAUUCACUCCCAAAGAGAACGACCCGUUGUCCUCGUCGCCCUUCGACAAUGAACAGCUCGUUGUCAAACAAGCACCAGGAUGGCAUCAAGCAGGAAAAGACGCUCGCGCAAAUUUCCUCCGCCGCGGCCUCCUCAGCCCGGGCGGCUUCUCUCCCCGCGGCCAUCCCAACGACACUCAUCAUCAAACCACCGCACGAUCCCGGCAGCAACAAGGACCUGCUGUCCAAGGAAGCGAUAGCCAAAUUUACCACGUCAAACUUCACCGAAACGAUUGUCGUCAAUUCCGACUCCGUAUUCGGCACCACGAGCAGCACCUCCUCCAACAGCAGCUCCAACAAUGCUGGUGGCCCAACCAGCCAAUCAUCCGGCAUUGGUUCGAACAUGGCGCCCACUUCGGUCAUCGAGAAUACACCGGGUGGCGGUAGCAGCAGCGGCAGCAAGCAGCUAAGCAUGUCCGGAGGUGGAAACUCCUCGUACACGGGAUCGGGUGUCGCGAAGAAGCGAAAGGCGGACGCCCGAUCGACGCCGACCUCGAUCGCAAGCGGCGAUAUUGAUAUUAACCGCGAUCUGAUCAAGGACGUAGCGGUUUCUCUCGUGCCAUUGCCGCUGAACAAAAAUGACAACAUCGAUCCGGCGUCGCUGAGUGGGUUCGAGAAGAGCAUAAAGAAGGCCAAAACCGAACCAAACUCCCCACUCCAGCCGACGACGACGAGCGGGGAUCCUAACCUGCAAAACGUGAGCCCUAACCUGGUGCAGCAGACGCAGCACGGUUCGAACGUUAUCUCAUCCUCCUCCAUCAAGCAUCAAUCGCAGUCCAACUCACCUCAACUUCAGCAGCAGCAACAACAACUUCAACAACAACAGCAACAAAACCAACCGCACACACCCAGUCUAGUGGUGUCGGUUCUGUCGACAGCUACCGUACCUGGCAUAAAUCUACCGACGAGCAACAGUGGUAGUAGUGGCAGCAGUUCCACCACAACCAGCAGCAGCAACAACACCACCAACUCAAACAGCAAUGUCCCGCCGCCGACGAGUAGUCAGCAGUCGGGUAGCAGCAACAACAGCAGCAGUAGUGGCAACACCCCCAACAUCAUCUCCCCCGGCCAAAUGCCACCAGGGUCGAGUCUGUACCAGCAAAUUGCGCACCGAUCCGGCUCCGAGCAGCUGCUGAACGCGCACAGCACCAACCGGUCCAGCCCGGUCAUCCAGCAGCCGGCGCCGAGCCACGUGAUCCAGAAUGCGGCCCACUCGAUCCUCGAACGGCACUCGCCUUCGAUGAGAUCGUCACCCUCGAUCAUCACCAGCGCCAGCUCGCAGCAGCAGCACCAGCAGCCGCCGCCACCACAAUCGCACAACAAUCUAUUUUUGACCGCGGCGAUGGACCUCAACUCCGGCAGCAGUUUGUCCGGGGGCGUGUCCGUACUGCAGAGCAUUUCGCCCGUGCCGCCGAUGAGUGCCAUACAGAGCACGUCGUCGUCUCCGAUUACGCCCGGGGGCGAUGGCGGUCUCAAGAUAACCUUCGAGAAGCAAGCGCCCACGACGAACGCCCGCAUUACGGCUCUUCAGGAGCAGGAGCAGCAGCUGGCUGGGCGGAGGUCGAGAUCACAAUCAAGAGAACGUGGUGGUGGUACCGGAAGUGGAAACAACUCGGGUGGCGGCGGCGGCGGUGCUGGUAAAACACGAAUCUCCAAAAAACGGUCACUGCAACAGCAGCAACAACAGCAACACCAACACCGUUCGUCCCCGCUCAUCAGCUCCGGCACGUCGUCCUCUUCUUCCACCCCUUCUUCCUCUACCAACAACGCAAUCUAUCCGUCUAACGAGCCCACCACCACCACCACAACCUCCACCAGUCGUAGCUCUACGCCUAGUCACACUAACACGGCCAAUGGUAACAGUAGUAACAGUAACACCGCUGCCGGACCGCAACUCCCGGAACGCCACUCUGCCCACAACUCCGACAAGCUUUCCCACUUUACGCCCUCCGCUUCUUCGUCGUCCUCCGUGACGGUCCCGGCCGUCAACGCGCUGGUCAGCUCUUCUAACACUGUCGUCCCUUCGGUCGGAACGCCGGUCAUCGAGAGCGUUGGCUCGGUCGUUCCGGCAGCGUCUCCGCUGGUGGCCGCCAAACUCUUCCAAAGCAGCAGCACAACCCCGGACCACGGUCACGGCGGCGUCGGCACCAACCCCAGUAGCAAUAACCAUAAUAACACCAGUAACAGUAGUAACAGUAACAACAGUAAUAACGCUGUCGUGGUCACGCACACCGGCAGCAAGAAGCUUAGAUCCUCGCAACCGUCGGUUGAAAUACCCUCGCCAUCUACUUCCAGAACGCCGGACAAUAGUUUCGGUUCCAAUGCGUCGUUUAGCGGUGGCGGCGGCCUCAAGUUCUCGUACGAAGCCCAAACCCCGACCACCACCAUCCUCUCCGCAGCGGCAAAUCCGGCCCAAAUGGGGGCGACCUCGACGAUCAUCACCGCCCCACAGCCGAUGGUGGUCAAAGAGUCGCCGCCCAGCUCGCCCGGAUCGGACACGGGAGAGUUACAGGGGGCUCGCGGCGGAAGCAACAAGCGCAACCGGAAGCUGUCGACCAACUCGAACGCUGGCAAGAGUGGUGUCGCUGUCGGCGUCGGAAUCGUCGGCGAUGCUGUCGGCGGUGGCGCCGGACCUCCUCUCGACGCCAAGGACAGUAAACUGUUCCAGAAUGGAGUUGUGCACGCGACGCACAUGCUCGGCAACCAGCUCAAUCCGAACAGUACGGUGGCGCAGAAAAUGUCCGACCAGCUGUGCAUGGAGGUCGAUGCGCACUCGUUCGUGGAGGCGCCGACGGCCAUGCUGGGACCGCCGUUCCCAGGAAAGAGUCAAGCGGCCCGAUCCAGCAACGCGACCGCUCCCCAACCGGCCCCACCCUCGCUCAGCUCGAUGCUGUCGGGCAGUGGGACGGCCACCGCCAACGGUAACACCCCCCAGAGUCUGGAGCAGCUGCUCGAGCGGCAAUGGGAACAAGGAUCUCAAUUCCUGAUGGAGCAGGCGCAACAUUUCGACAUCGCAUCGUUACUGUCCUGCCUGCACCAAUUGCGAAGUGAAAACAUCCGGCUUGAGGAUCACGUGAACAACCUGGUUGCGCGGAGGGAUCACCUGCUGGCAGUUAACGCGAGAUUGGCAAUUCCGUUGAACCCGGCCGCUCUGGGAGGGGUUGGUCUUGGGGGAGGGGGAGGAGGAAGUGGUGGUGGCGGCGCCAGUGGUGGAACAGGAGGAGGCCCUUCGGGGACGGUAGGUGGAAGUGGUACCGGUUCCGCGGGAUCUCAAGGUCAAUUCAACAACAUGCACGGCAACGGACCGCACGAAGGAGGUGGAAGUACGACGACCACGACGAGCGCCAUCUCCAGCCGGAGUAGUCGGAUACAGCAGCAUCAGUCCCAGCAGCAGCAGCAACAGCAAACACAAUCUCACUUUGGCAGCAACUCUACCGGUCAGUUACCACUGGAAAAUGGUAUCGACUUUAGACACUCAAACACGACACACCAGAACACCAACAGCUCAUCGAUCAGGCAUCACUCCCCGUCAAGUCAAUCCUAUCCAAACCCAUCCAACUCAACCGGUCGACAGCCUCCACCAACAUCCUUAGCAUCGGCGGCAACGGCGUCUUCGAACGUCGUCGGAUCUAUGCCUCCGGAACAACCCCCGCCCUCGUCACACUCCCGACGAGGUGGCGGCGGCAGCAACUCAAGCAACGCACCCAGUAGCAACAGUACCUCGUCAUCGUCGUCAUCUUCGGCGGCGGCAGCUUCGGUGUAUCAAAGCCAGCAGCAAACGAUUUACAACACCGCCCAUCAGAUUCCGCUCUUGUUGGAGCAUCACCAACAGGAGCACCAUUCCCAACAGCCACCACAGCAACAGCAGCAGCAGCAACCUCCUCACCAUCUCCGGCAAACGCCACCGACCGUUCCGUCGACAUCACGUUCGCACGGGGCGUCACGUGGCGGUUCCAACCUGGGACCGUCCGCCCACCAGCUGCACCUUCACCAUUCCCAUCCAUCCCACCAUCCUUCUUCGUCGUCGUCGUCUUCAUCGGCACACGCGCCACAUCCACCCCCACAACAACAACAACCGCAGCAUCAGCAGCCGCUUCCGCAGAGGCAACGGCACUAGGCUUAAAGAAAAAGACACGGGUUGACACCAUGUUGCAGAUAUUAAUAUAAAUAUUACAACAACAACAAAUUGUGUACAUAAAGUUUUAGCAAUUCAACACAUACAAAAGCACAACAAAAACAAACACACAUUUAACACCCACCCUUCUCACUAUGCGAAUUAGUUUGAACAAAAAAAAAAACUUCCUUUCGGAAAGACUGCUACCGGAAUGGGGGCACCGUCAAAAUCAGCACCCAAAUCUGAUUAUCAUCGGUGCAUGCCAAAUACCAAAAGACUUUCACCCAUUGAAUGCGUCUUCAGCACCCACUCACCGCAAAAAAAAAGAAAUCACCAAAAUUUAUCCCGGGCAAUCUCUCUCCGGCAGAGUUGCUUUUCUGCACUCUGUUGUCAACGUUCUCGCGCUCGCACUAUUGUUCGAGAAAUUUGAUUAUUUCUAUCUGUAUUACAAAAAAAAACUUCCUUGCUUUUUGCCUGUUUUUGAAGCCGCCAUAAGUCAGGGGUAUUAAAAAAUUGUAAUUAUUGGUCCCCUUCAACAAAAAAAAAAUCCAUACUAUAAUUUGAAACGCAUUUAGCACAUUUGGUUAAAGUUUUGGCAAAUAAGAAAGCUUAAUGAUUUUGUUUUAGCAAGCAAAAACUACUAAAGGAUGUAAUAGACUACGGCAAACAAGUCUGCCUGCUUUGUUUGUUUGCAGAAACGGCAGCCUAUAUGACUUUGUUUGCGAGUUUGGAAAACGGUCAAACACAAUAAAGUGCAAGUUUGUUUGUUUGUUUGCCAUAGUCUAAUACCUCCUAGUUUCUAGGGACUUCAAAAAGAAUAAAGAGAUGCAUAAGUCCAUGCACUAUUUCUUGUUUUUAAAGCUCUCCGAUCGGGCUCAACAUUUUCUGGGGGUUCCUUGACCAAGAAAAUAAACCCGUUUUUUUUGUUUGGCCAUUAGGCCACCGUGUUAUGGUGGUACCAAAAAUGGAAAUGUUUAUCAAUUUUCGCCAAAACCACAUAUUGAAAUUGAAGUUGUUAAAGACGCACAAAUGAUGCAAACGGGAAAAAUCAACUUUAUUCACUAAAACUGCGAUAGGUUGAAAAAUUUGAACAAUGACUUAUACUUUUCUGGGCACUGGAAUAUCAGUAGUUGAAAGACCCCUUUCCUUCCGAACUCCGUAUUAGCCUUUAAUAUAUUUUCAAACUUUUAAAGAACCAUUGCACUUUUUGAAACGUUAGCUACUGGGAAUAAUUUGAUAAUUGGUUCAAAUUUGUAUAUAUGAUAACUCUUAUUUAGACCACAACAAUACCACAUUGAAGCCAUGAGACUUUUUUGAGUAUUUUUUCGAGGUAUAUCCAAUUCUUUGAAUUUUUAUACAGGUUAUUUUUGCAACUUUAAUCGGACCCUGAAAAAUUAAAGAGUCCACAAAAAAUUAACGUUUUGUAGGGGAAAAUGCAUUUGCCUCGGGCAUUUAUUUAAGACUUUUCGGUAUUUUAACGUUCUACAUAUUACAGUUCCUUAAAAAGUAAGAGUUGACAUAACAGAACAGAAUUGUAAAACUAUCAAAGAUACAGAAAUUUCCCUAUAUUUUUUUUUCUCACGGAUCUGAAUGCAUUGAAUUCGAAAUGCAAAUUAAAUAUUGGCUCAAUAUUGAUGAAUUUUAUUUUUUCUAAUAUGUACCUCUUUAAAAAAAGAUCUUAAAAUAGCUAUGCCCCACCCGAAAAAAAGCUAACAAAAAAGUAAUUUAAUAAACAUCAACCAUAAUGAAAUGCUUUUUGAAUUUAAGUCUGUUCCAUUCAUCGUUUUUAUUUUCCCACCUUAAGUUAUUUGUUUACAAAAACAUCAAAAAGAUACUCACAUUAUGGAUCACAACUCCAAAUUAGUCCGUAAGCAAGUAGCAAAAUGUGCAACGCAGUAAUGUUGUAAAUAAAAUUUUAAACUCUUUUUUUUUCGAAGUCAUGCCAUCUGUAUUGAGAUCAACUUCUAAAGCAAGUUAGGAAUCGUUAGUCGAGUACGUUAAAAACCCUGAAUUGGCGUUUGCUCCCGAUUGACCUUUUUUUGUUUUUGUAUGCAUUUUAUGUUUUCAACUAGCAAAUUGUUAAGCUUCGUAAAUGCAUUGGAUUAUUUUCGUGGACAUCGUCGUAGCAAUAUAGUUUGAUGUGAAAUAAUUGUAAACCACAGCCACAGACAGACAGCACACUCAGGUAAUUCAUGCUCUGUUUACUUUUGGUAUUGCAAAGUUACAGUUGAACAGGCUUUGUGCGCUUAAAACAGAGGCAAAGUGAAUAAUGGUUGAUUCGUUUGCACAAAAAUCUAUUGGCAGAAUACAUUUCAAGAGGAAACACAUUGUGUGAAGUAACGUAAGUCGUUAAAGAAAAGCAAAAUAUCCAGCAAAUGCAUGAUCUAUUCGAAUUAGUGAGAAAUAGAAACCCUUACAAAAAUACCUAAAGAGUGUCGAAAGCACGCUGUAUCGCGAUAUCUAGUGCAAUGAAGAAAUAAAAUGAAACUAUCACAA